Molecule: messenger RNA, 4212 nt
Organism: Ooceraea biroi (clonal raider ant)
Lineage: Eukaryota; Metazoa; Arthropoda; Insecta; Hymenoptera; Formicidae
Product: arginine/serine-rich protein PNISR
Source: RefSeq, a predicted model, not a curated record
CGAAGAUUGAUUGGUACCACUGUCAGUUUUUGCGGCCAAGAUCGGUCCAAAAGAUGUUUGAUGCUUUUCCGGUCAUUCCGGUGAGGUAUUCACGGUACGGUGCGGAAUAUCGUGGAGAUAUCUGUGCGGUUCAUUUUGGAUGUAAAUAUUGGACUGUAUCAUUCACGAUCUAGUGGGACGAUGUCCAGUUCGCUGUUCACGUCAGUAAAGAGAUUUGUAACGGUAGCGCUCCAUACAUCCUCCGUGUACGACAUAUAGCGAUAUUUCAAGACUCAGUGGGACACGUACUCGAGCUUGAAGCAUCGAUCGGCGCGACGGAGAGACGGAAAGUUAAAAAACUUUGCUCGUCGGAUUCCCGUUGUCGGCGUCUCCCGUGAAUGAAGAUGAGCGGGGAGAUGUUCGAAGGCAAGGAUUAUCCAACUCAGUGGGCGCUCAAUCCCUCCGCCUAUCAAAACAUGAGCAAUGAUCAAGUGGAUUGGGCAGCUUUGGCGCAGCAAUGGAUCAAAAUGAAGGAGACAGUCGUGCCGCCAGCUCCACCGCCGCCUACUAUAAAUCCUGUAUAUUCUGCUAACGAUGGUAGCGGUGAGGAACCGAUGGACAUGGACACAAAAGAUGAUGACGUACCGCCAGCACCUCCUGCUCCAACUAUUAGUGGAUCUGAUGCGUGGACUCAGUGGAGUCAGUGGGGUCACUGGAACACCUCGGCAUCGGGAACAGGUAGUUGGGAGUGGAGUGGCGUGCCACCUCCAGGUGUUACUAUAGGCCCUGACGGCAAACCAGUCGGUCUGCCAACAGUGCCCGUUAUACCGCCUGUUCCGACGAUAUCCACUACUACUGACUUCAACACGCCUCCGCCUGCUGCACCGUCAUUGUACUCGUACAAUUCGGUGCCGCCCGCGCAAUCGUACAAUCAGGUUACCAAUUAUUGGUCCGGUGAAUCGCCUAACGCGGUGCCGCCGCAGCCACCAGGCUUCAUGAAGUGCAUCAGACACACGAACAGAACAUCGCACAUGAGAGGGAUGGAUGCCGUUCGGUGUCGAGAUGAUAGGGAAAAGACGCCAGAGGAGGACACUACCACAACUAUCGAUGCUGCGAAACGAAGACAAUUACCGGCGUGGAUCCGGGAAGGACUGGAGAAGAUGGAGAAGGAGAAGCAGAAAGCUGUGGAAAAGGAGAGACUGGAGAUCCUGAGGAAGCAGGAGCUGGAGGCUCGCAAGCAAGCCGAGGACGAGGCGCGCGCGGUGCUUAAUCCCAGCAAGAGCAAAUUCGACUCGGAUUCGGAGAAAGAAACCGAGCAGGACUUCGAUGCACGCGGGACCCAGCAGUCAGCAGAGAAGAGUUACGAUCGCACUCCGGACAUCAUCGUUCGGCCGCGAAAGUCACGAUUCAGGGACGCCGACUCGCCAGAGUCACACGGGGGCACCGACGAGAGUCCGACUGGCGCGGCGGGUACGCCUACCGUGCAGAAACGAUCACGGGAGGAGAUCUUGCAGGAAGUGAUGUUGAAAGUGAGGAGAUCGCUGACGGAGAUACUUCUCGAGGUAACGAACGAAGAGAUUGGCGCGGUAUGCAGAGAGGUUUGGAGCCGCGCACGUGCCAAAGUCCCUGCAGGAGAGACCCCCGUCGCAUCCCUCAACAACAUGGCCCCUCUUGCUCAGAUCACUCGCAAGCUUGGUCUGGGCAUCUAUGGUGACAGUAACAGCGAGUCUGAGGAGGAGCAGAGCGAGCACACACAGGUACAGAACGACGACAGCGACGAGGAGUUGAAGGAGACACUGCGACGGCGACAGCAGGCCUUCCGCAAGACGGAGGAGGAGAUUGAGGCGCGACUUGCCGAGGAGGAGGAGAAGGAGGAGCAGCGCCACGAGGAACAGUACAAUAGUAAUAAGCAACAGGAAAAUCAUACCGGUAAUACUAGCUGCAGGGAGUCAGUUGAUGAAAAAGAAACGCUAAAUAAUCAGAGAGAAGCGUCGGAAACUUUGUCGAGCGGCGGGCACAGUCCACAAUCGUCAGCGGUACCGCAGAACGCGCCUACGACGAAUGAUCAGCAGGCAAAAGUUGGUAGCACCGUGUCAGGAUCGGCCGACUCAGACUCGAGCAGCAGCGAGUCCACGAGCAGCUCAUCGAGAUCGAGCCGCGGAUCCUCCGCCAAGAGGCGCGACAAGGCACGCGCGAGCAAACAGCAACAACAGUCGCAAUCGCAAUCGCACCAACGCGAGCAGCAGCAGCAGCACGAUCAGCAUUACCGUCGACGACGAAGAUCCAAAAGCAGGAGCAAGUCGCGCAGCGGCCGACGAUCCACGAGGUCGCGCUCGUCCGAACGCACGCACAAACGGCGAUCGCGCUCGCGAUCCGCCAAGUCGCGCAAGGACUACCGUUCGCGUUCCUCGCGCUCCUCUAGCGAUCGCAGAUCCACCAGGAAGCGUUCGAACGAAGCGAAGCGCGCGAAGUCGCGCUCGCGCAGCUGCCGACGCUCCAGAUCACUGUCCACCAGCAGGAAGUGGUCGUCGCGCUCGCGUUCCCGCAGAAGGAAGUCCCGCACGCAUUCCAGAGACAGGCGGAGAGGUAGCCGCUCGCGCAGCAAGUCCUCGCGGGACGCGAAACGGAGGGGUUCGCGUUCAAGAUCUCGCGGCGGCGGCGGCGGCAGGGAGAGAUCUCGCAGCCGCUCGAGGGAUCGAGGGAGACGUUCGAGGUCGUAUGUUUCCAGGAGGAGUCGGCGACAGAGCAGCCGAUCCAGAUCGCGGGAUCGCAAUCGCAAAUCACGAUCCAAGUCAAGAUCGGGCCAUCGGGAUGGUAAGAAGUCAUCACAUCGGUACAGGAAUUGAACCUGAUUCGCUCACAGCUCAAGGUUGUAUGUACAUUCAUUUUGAUUAUAGCUUUAACAAAAUAGAGCACGGAAAGCACCCAGUGACACGUUAUUUAAAUGUUAUGCCGUUCAAAAAUUCAUGCUUAUAUGUUGUAUAUGUUGUUUUAAUUAUUAUCGAUUAUUAUCGAUUAUUGCUUCUCGAACCGGAUAUUUUCUUUUCGGCACGCUUCGCUCUCUAUGUCGAUUGACGCGUGAUUUUCGUGAUAUUUUCCUUGUUGAUUUUACGAGGAACAACGCUGAAGUGUGACAGUUAUAAUUGUAUUUUAUGCAUAUACAAUGCCACCACGGUGUGCAUCCUUAGAAACAAAUUAUAAUUGUUACACUCACGCAUUCGUGUGUAUAUAUAUAUAUAUCAAAUGCAUCUCUUUUUUGCUUUUGUUUUUCUAUUUUAUUUGUUGUUUUUAUUUCCUUGCUUUAGAUCACUUGUUAUUUCUUUUGUUUUUUGUUAUAAUCGCAAGAUAAUUAAGAGCUAAAUGUUUACAUAUUCGUUUCUUCCAUGCAAAUAUAUUAAUCAAAGUUUACGUUGUGUAACGAGCAAAGUACAACUGUAUAUAAUCACGUAUAAUUGUUUAGUUAUGAAACAGUGAAAUCUGCUCAAUUAUUUUUGAAUAAUAAUAAUAAUUUAUUAAAAUAUAUCAAGAGAGAGAAUUAAUCGGUCAGUUACUUUACAGAUUUUCCUGUAGCUGUAUUAGGAACAAAUUUAUUAGAUUUAAUUAUAAGACGUACAAAUAAGAGAGAGAGAGUAGAGAGCUAUUAGGACAUUUUCAUUGAAUACUAAAAUCACUGUUUCUUUCGAAUCUAAUAAAAAUAAAAGGCAAUAUAAUUCAAAUACAUAAUUCUUUAAUCAAAGGAUACAAAAAGAAUUUUGUAUUAAGUAUGUAUAUUUUGUAUUAAGUAAUAUAAAAUGUAUUUAUCUCAAGUGCUUAUUUAUUCUCUUGAAAGAUGCAAUUAUACAUAACGUGAAUCGAGGAUAAGUUUAAAUCAAAGCAAGUUUAAUGACGAUCCUCUAGAAUUUAAAUCUUCCACUUAUAGACUUUUAUUAGGUAUUAGAGUUAUAAACUUGUUAGAAACAUGUAUAAUUUUGUACAGUGAGAGAGAGAGAGAGAAAGAAGUUGCUUUUUAGUGUACCAAAUAUACAAAUAUGUGAAUAUCAAAUGCGUGAUUAAUAGAAUUCAGUCGCGGAGCUAUACAGAUAAAUUGUUUACACUCAGAUUAUUAUGUUACGUUCAAUGUUACAUACAAAUAAUAUUACAUAUAAAUAAGCAUUACAAUUAUACCUAUGCGAACAUACUGAAAAUAUGACGUACGACCUGUAUCCGAUUGGAAAUAUAUCCAAGUUUUGAUAA